Molecule: messenger RNA, 663 nt
Organism: Scheffersomyces coipomensis
Lineage: Eukaryota; Fungi; Ascomycota; Pichiomycetes; Serinales; Debaryomycetaceae
Product: E2 ubiquitin-conjugating protein
Exons: 1
Coding region: 1-663 (220 amino acids)
Molecular function (GO): protein binding
Source: RefSeq, a predicted model, not a curated record
AUGUCCCGUAUUAAGAGGAUCUCCAAAGAAUUAGAAGAGUGUCGUCAAGAUGUUCAAUCAGGGGUAACGUUAGAAUUGAAUAGUGAAAGUGAUUUAACCAACCUAACUGGGUAUUUCAAGGGUCCUCCCGGUACUCCCUAUCAAGGAGGUGUGUUUCAAGUUGAUAUUGUUAUACCAAAGGAAUAUCCAUUUAAACCUCCACAAAUGAAGUUUGCCACAAAGAUUUAUCAUCCCAAUAUUAGUUCAGUUACAGGAGCCAUUUGUUUGGAUAUUUUAAAGGAUGCAUGGACUCCUAUUUUAACCUUGAAGAGUUCAUUAAUAUCUUUACAAUCAUUAUUACAAUCUCCAGAGCCAAAUAAUCCUCAAGAUGCUGAAGUUGCUAAACAUUAUUUAGCCAAUCAUAAGGGGUUUGAAGAGACGGCUGCUUAUUGGACUAAGCUUUAUGCUAGUGAUGGUGAUAAGUUUGGUUCCGGAGCUAAGAAUGAUGCUGCAUUAUAUGGAAUUGAUGAAUCAAUUGUGGCCCAAUUUGAAAAUAUGGGAUUUCCAAGAGAUAAAAUUAUUGAAGUUUUAAGAAGAUUAGGAGUAAAGAGUUAUAAUGGAGUUAGUAAUAAAGCUGAAUUGGAAAAUAAGAUCUUGGAAGAAUUAUUAAAAGAAUGUUCUUAG